Carassius gibelio (silver crucian carp) is the source of this 3054-nucleotide messenger RNA. RefSeq names its product spermatogenesis-associated serine-rich protein 2. The transcript has 13 exons. The record is from RefSeq and is a predicted model, not a curated record. The coding region runs from base 565 to 2061 and encodes 498 amino acids. Lineage: Eukaryota; Metazoa; Chordata; Actinopteri; Cypriniformes; Cyprinidae. Gene Ontology annotation, molecular function: protein binding. Gene Ontology annotation, cellular component: cytoplasm.
CGUUUUGUGCGCGUCACUCUCGGUUAGCAUACAUUAGCUCCGCGGCUAGCAGAGGCGUUGCUAAGAUACUGCCACAUAGUAGCGCGCGCCGCAGUGUGAUGUAUAUCAGAAACGCUCGUCUCGGUUCACGCGCGUUAUUAACUCGUUCGGGAGCGAAUCACGGAUCUCUGAGCGUCGCCGCAUAAACGCACCCAGAUUCAGGAUUACAUCGCGAUCAUUUACAGCAAAAGCGUCUCGAGGCGCUCUGGACGAGUGUUUUGACGCGUGUCACGUGCGCAGUGCCACAUCAGCGCGUUCUUCCUGCCGGGAUUCAGUUCGCUUCCUGUCACGGUGGCCCGUUUCCAAACGGGAACACAACGGCGCUUUGUCCGGCUCCGGUUCCGCCUCUUUUCUUCUCACCUUUUCAUCGCGCAGCUCGUGUUACGCGUCUUGAGGCUGAGCAGGAACUCUGCGCGGAUGGAUCCGGUUCCGAGGCGCGGAGCGACGAUUCACCCCUGGAAUAUUCCGGUUGCAUAACCGAGAUGCGAGACCUCAUCUUUGAACUGUGACUGACUGAGGAGGAGGAUGGCGAGGAAGAGCAGUUAUAAAGAUGUGUCAGGAGUGGUGUUCGACACGCACUCAAAAAUGGUCAUGUCUCAAGGAGGAUCGUUCGAGAAUAUGAAGGAAAAGAUAAACGCCGUGCGAGCCGUGGUUCCCAACAAGAGCAAUAAUGAGAUCACUCUGGUGCUGCAGCACUUCGAGAACAGCGUGGAUCGAGCGGUGCAGGCGUUUGUGGAAGGCGGGGCCGUGGAGAUCCUGAAGGAGUGGAAUGUCACUGGGAAAAAGAAGCCCAAGAAGAAAAAGAAGCCAAAGGCACAAACUGACGUUCCCACAGACUCGACUCCUGCCGAAUUGGCUCCAGACGCUGAGUGUCAGGAAGCGGUUAAUGGUUUCCAUGCCAACGGUUCAGCAGCGGCUGAUGGUGAUUCGCUGGAUUCUCUGAGCGAGCAGCUGGACUCCGCCUCUCUGGACGCUGCCGAGCUCGACUUGGAAACGGCUGUCCCUGAGGUUUCGGAGGCCACAGCAGGUGGAGGUGUGGGGUCCACAUCAAGCCCCGCCCCUCAGCCCAGCACUGAACCUGGAGCACGACAGAACCAUCACAGAACCAGUAACAAGUCUCAAGCCAAGCCUGUGUCCAGCUCCCAUCAUCCCUCUGCACCGGUUCUGUCCAGCGACGCACAGCGAGGUCCUGCCGGCAGAAAGAUGGGGCCUAACGCCGAUCGCUCCGUGAAGGACCUCCAGCGAUGUGCAGCUUCACUGUCCCGCUAUAGAGUCGUGGUGAAAGAAGAGAUGGACACAUCCAUCAAGAGCAUGAAGCAGACAUUUGCUGAGCUGCAGAGCUGUCUCAUGGAUCGAGAGGUGACGCUGCUCGCUGAGAUGGACAAAGUCAAAGCAGAAGCCAUGGCGAUUCUGGACGGCCGUCAGAAAAGAGCAGAGGAGCUGAGAAGACUGGCUGACAAAUCAGCAUCACUGACAGAGGAGCAGCUCGCUGAACUACGAGCGGACAUCAAGCACUUUGUCAGUGAGCGCAAGUAUGAUGAGGAUCUUGGUAAAGCUGUGAAAUUCUCCCAUGAUCUGGAGCCUCUUAAGUGCAGCAUCAUGUCGUUUGGAUCAGUGUAUCAUCCUCAGACGGACUACUCCAGCCGUUCUCGUUGUAGCUCCACCUCUUCCUCAGUCACAGGCUCCGCCCCUGCCAAAGCCCCGCCUCCCUCCGAGCUCCAGCAUUAUCAGGCCUCUGCUUACACGGGCCGUCCCAGCGUGCCGCACAAACAGAUUUUCCAGGGCAACAGGCGCAUCAUUCACGGUUACCAGGGCAAUCAGCGAAAUAACGGAAACAGCCAUCCCGUGCCAAACCCCGGCCGAAGCAGCUACCGCUAUCAGGGAGAGCGCGGUCACCAGAUUGACCUCAACUCCCAGCCGACCAAUAGCAUGAGAGGCUCCUCCCACUCCUCAGGCUAUUGUUCAGAUCGACCCGCCCACAACGGGCUUCCACAGAGGCAACCGCGAACGCACUGCCCGUGAUGCCCCCCGAACACACACACACACACACAACUGUCCGAUGAAGAGAAAGUCAAGUUUACAUCAUUGGGGCUGCGGCUCAACUUCUGCUCUUCGCUCUUCUUGCUCUUCUUUCACACCUGUCUGUCACAUCAGCGUUCAGUGUUAGUCUCAGUAGUUCCUGUGAUGAGUGUUUGCUCGUGGGCUUCCUCUUUCAAACAGUCAGAGUCGAGGAAAGCGAUGCUCGGAUGAUCAACACUCGGGCAGCAGGCAGAGUUUGUUCUAGUGGACUGUGAGUAGUUCGUUAGUCACGUUGUCGAGGAUUGAAGCCGGUGUGUGGCAUCCCUGAUCGGGUGCUAAAGCACGAGUCUUCACGCUCAUGAUAUACCUCACAUUCAUGUGCUCUCAAGGCCUCAUUUCAUGCUGCGCUGAUCUUCAGCGCUUCACUUCUUCGGCUUCCUUUUUAGCCUUUCUGAAAGACUCCGUUUGGAAAGCGUCUUUACUUGAGUUUGCAUGCUGGGAUAUCAGAUUGACAAACAUCUGUUUGAUCAUGAAAGAUCUUCUGUCUAGAUUUUGCCGACAUUGAGCCCGUCUGUGUGUCUUAUUUCUGAAAGCUUCAUGUCAUGAUGAUCGGCACUCUUCUCUGCUCAAUUCUGUAUAUAUGUAAACUAUAUAUAUAUAAAAUGUUUUGUAGCCUCCGGCCAUGUAUGUAGUGCGAUUUAUUAGUUCUCUGAUUGAACUGUUAUCAAGUAACUUCUGUUCUUCCUAGUGUAUGGAAAAAGAGAGAUAGGCUUGUUUGUUAUUUCCCUAAAAUGAUCUGAUACCGCUGUAAUCAAGUGCCUUCAGUCAUGCGCUUUCACCAUCUUGUUCCUUCUGCUCCGGUGCGGACCAAAGACGUCAGAGGCCUGCUCCUGUCAUGCGAACUGCACUAGCAAACACUCAAUGUCUUUCUCGCUAGUUGGCCUACUUGCUUUUCCUUUAUUAUAAAUAAAGAAGGAUUGAUGGCAAAUGCUGAAA